Molecule: messenger RNA, 993 nt
Organism: Corythoichthys intestinalis (scribbled pipefish)
Lineage: Eukaryota; Metazoa; Chordata; Actinopteri; Syngnathiformes; Syngnathidae
Gene: olig4
Product: oligodendrocyte transcription factor 4
Exons: 1
Coding region: 1-750 (249 amino acids)
Biological process (GO): positive regulation of transcription by RNA polymerase II; sensory organ development; axon development
Cellular component (GO): nucleus
Molecular function (GO): protein dimerization activity; E-box binding; DNA-binding transcription factor activity, RNA polymerase II-specific
Source: RefSeq, a predicted model, not a curated record
AUGGAUUCUGAUGCUGGUUCCACCUGCAGCCGCUCCUCAUCCCCAGACCUGGUUGUGGAUGACUCAGCUGGGAACUUCUUCUCAAACAAGAUGUUUCAGACAUAUUGCCAAGAAAACCGAUCAAACAGAGAGGCUGACCAGAGUGGGGGCGGUAAGGCCAAAACUAGAUCUCAACUCAGCAAGGAAGAGGUGCAAGAUCUGAGACUGAAAGUAAACAGUCGGGAGAGGAAGAGGAUGCAUGAUUUAAAUCAGGCCAUGGAUGGCUUAAGAGAGGUCAUGCCCUAUGCUCAUGGCCCGUCCGUCCGCAAGUUGUCAAAAAUCUCCACUUUGCUACUUGCACGAAACUACAUUCUCAUGCUUUCCAGCUCUUUGGAAGAGAUGAAAAAGCUAGUGGGUGAUGUGUAUGGAGCCAAUGCUGCAGUCCAGAGUCGCACUGGCCACCCAACGAUCACCCCUGCUGCAUCACCUGCACACCUCCCCCUGCACCCUCUGGCCCAGUCCCUACAUUCUCUGGUCGGCACCACGCAGCAUCAUUCAUCUACUCCAGCUACAACAGCAGUUCCAGCUGCACACUCGCCUCCGUCGACCAGCUUUCUUGGGUUCCACGCUCCGGUCCAGGGCCUUCUGAAGGACCCACUUCACCUGACCAGCUCAUACAGGCAUUUUCCUGGCAUGCCCUGUCCCUGCUCACUCUGCCAAACUUUACCCACACCAACUUCUUCAUUGCACAGCUUGGCAAUGAACAAAUAACUGUGAAACUGACAGUACUACUGUUAGUAUGAGGAUGAGCGAUCAAUUAAGACGAUGUCCAAACUUUAGACCACAUGACUGUUGCCACAUUUUGUACAUAUUGUACAUACAAUUUCUGCCACGCAAACUGCUGCUAUUUUUUUUUUUUUUUGCUAGUCUCUUCUGUAUUGCUUUAAGAGAACUAUUCUAAAUGCACAAGAGACUUUAUUAUAGUAGCAAAUACUGUAAUUUAUCUGAUGAAGA